This is a messenger RNA of Penicillium oxalicum, 1716 nucleotides long. RefSeq lists its product as uncharacterized. Gene Ontology annotation, cellular component: nucleus. The record is from RefSeq and is a predicted model, not a curated record. Bases 1 to 1716 code for a protein of 571 amino acids. The transcript has a single exon. Lineage: Eukaryota; Fungi; Ascomycota; Eurotiomycetes; Eurotiales; Aspergillaceae. Gene Ontology annotation, molecular function: zinc ion binding; protein binding; histone methyltransferase activity.
AUGUUGACACAGCCCUCUGGAUGUCCAAAUGUGAAGCCAGAGCCGAGCAAUGACCAAGCCACCUUUGUGUCCACACUAGCUCACAGAGCACCCUCAUUUAGCCCGCAAAAGCUAGCCCCCAGUAACCCUGAGCAUGCGGGCCUGGUUGCUCCAUCUGCGUUUAGGACCGCAGUCCCCGUGUCUCUGGACACUCAAAAAGCGACUCCGGAUAAAAGUACGGACAGCGAGCGCACGUCUUGGUCGCUCUCCACUUUCAUUCCGCGCAAACGAAAGAGUCCGGCAGUUGAAGGCUCUGAACAGGAGCCUGUGGCGAUCAAUUGCGCUCAUUCGACCGAGAUUCGGGAAGGCACUGGAUCUGUUUCCAACUCCACGAGUGCUAAGGCAUUGGGGAAAAGGCCCAUGCAUAGUCUCCUCCGCACGCCGAGUCCACAAGGUCAGGAUGGUGUGUCUAGGGCCGUGAGCGUUGUGAUUCCUCCAUCCCCCUCGGCUGUGCAAAUCGAUCGAUUCACUGCGCCUGCACAAGUGGAAUUCACGGGGCUCAAUGAGAAGUAUUUCCCCAUCGGACAGGAAGAAAAGGCCAAGAGCAGACUGCGCGCAUAUCCGAAUGUGCCUCCUUCACCCCCCAAUAAACGACUGGUCCCAUUUACCAUGACUGUGCCCGCGCUGCCGGGGCCUUCAAAAAAGGUACAGGCUUUCUCUGUCCAGAAACCCGCUCCUCCACCUCCGUCGACGGUCCGUCGAUCACCUGGGAGCCCGACUCCGGAGCUGCAGAGCCAAGAGCCCAUGAGUUCAUCUUCGAUUGCCAAGUUUUUGCGCAAGAAGCACCGCAAAAAGCUGAAGCGAAUCAGUGGUGGGCCCGAGACUCGAUUCGAUGUCGAUGAUGAACGACUGGCAGCCCUGUCCGCCAACUUUUUCUUCAUUGGGGAUUAUCGCCUCGGCCCUGGUGUGGAACCCGCCGCCGACGACUUUCUCACCGGGUGCGACUGCGGACAUGAGUGUGAUCCGCAAACGUGCAGAUGCCUGGUGGAAGAGCUCGAAUCUGAUGAGCUCAUCGUAGCCUAUGAGCGCCAGCCCUCUGGCACGAUCGUGCUGCGCAAGGACUUUAUGGACCGCAAAGCCAUGAUCUCCGAGUGCAGUUCUCGGUGUUCCUGUGCCGGACACGAUUGCUGGAAUCAUGUGGUGCAGCGUGGCCGCCAGGUCCGUCUCGAGGUCUUUCAUACGGGCAAGCGUGGGCUGGGUCUGCGAAGCCUCGAGCCCCUGGUUGCAGGCCAAUUCAUUGAUUGCUACUGGGGGGAAGUGUUGACCACGGAAGACGCCGAUGCCCGCGAGGCGGCUCGUGAAAAUCAACCUUCCUAUCUCUUCAGUCUGGAUUGGUUCAUCGCCGAAGGGGAGAGCCACCUCUCCCACGAGGGUUGCUAUGUGGUCGACAGUCUCAAAUUUGGCGGUGCUUCCCGCUUUAUCAAUCACUCGUGCAACCCAAAUUGCAAGAUCAUCCCCGUGUCGGUGAAUCGCCUUGCCGAUCCGCGGCUCUACUACCUCGGAUUCUUUGCCGUGCGUGAUAUCCCGGCCAGAGAGGAAUUGACCUUUGAUUACCACCCCAAUUGGGACGGAUCCAAGCAGAUUGACCCCAACGCCGUCAAAUGUCUCUGUGGCGAACCCAAUUGCCGGGGCCAGUUAUGGCCGAAUAGCCGCAAAAAGGGCAAGAACACCGGCUAG